AACACGCUAUUUAGACUCUCCCUGGCCACCUUAUCACUCUACGUGCUUCAUCUGGACAGAAUCAUAUUACGAUUGCUUUCAACGUGCACGGUGCAUGACUGACCCUGGGUGCUGCUGACCUAUUUGAUCUGCCAUAUCAUCGUAAAUCAUCGGAGUCCAAAUAUCAUAACACAACCAGGCUCGAGUGGCACAACAGUGGAAAUCUUGUAGUUGGAUUGGAACAUAUUCUGCAUUUAUUGAGAAAAUAGCUCAGAGUACGAUUGGGCAUUAUGGUUGGUGGUGGCAAAAUACGGGUGACUGAGGACAGCUUUGGCCAAGUUCCCACGCCCCAAGGGUCCCUUCCCGUGAAACGGUUCACACUAAGCAAUGGGACGGGAGGGGAAGUCCAGGUGAUCAACUAUGGGGCAACCAUCACGUCGAUUAAAGUGCCAGAUCGCGACGGUCAGCUUGGAGAUGUUGUGAUGGGAUUCGAUAAUAUUCAGGGUUAUUUGGAUGUAAGUAAUCGUUAUCUUGGAGCCACCAUCGGUCGGUUUGGUAACCGAAUCAAGGAGGGCAAGUUCACUCUGGAGGACGGUAAGUCCUACAACCUCACCAUCAACAAUGGGCCCAACCACCUCCACGGAGGACACCAAGGCUUCGAUAAGAGGAUGUGGGAAGCUCGAGUUGACGACGACGCCGUGGUGAUGAGCUAUGUCAGCCAGGACGGGGAAGAAGGCUACCCUGGACAUUUGCUUGUCAAUGUGAGAUUCGAGUGGACUCGGUGUCACGAACUUAUCAUCUCUUAUCAAGCCACUACCACGAAACCCACUCCCAUUAACCUUACCAACCACUCUUACUUCAACCUAGCCGGACAUGGAGCUGGUCCUGGUCUAGAAGGUCACUUUGUCCAACUCAAUGCCGACUCCUACACCCCCGUGGAUGCCAACCUCAUCCCGACUGGAGAAAUAAAGUCCGUGGAAGGGACGAUGUACGAUUUACAGAAACCUGGCCAGAGUUUGGCUGCCCUCCUGAAAAAAUUUCCGCCUGGACCAAAUGGAUACGACAAUAAUUUCUGCGUCAACAGGGACAGCAAAAAGACAGGCAUUCAGUUGGUUGCGUCGGUGGAGGAGAGUGGGAGUGGUCGUGGGCUGACGAUUCACUCGGAUCAACCCGGGAUCCAAUUUUACACAGCGAACUUCCUUCCGGAUGAAGCUGCCCAGGAGGCUGGACUGGUGGGAAAAGGGGGAGCGGUGUACUGGAAACACGGUGCAAUGUGCAUGGAGACGCAAAACUAUCCCGAUGCCAUUAACCAUCCCAACUUUCCAAAUGGAGUCCUCCUUCCGGGAGAGGUGUACAACCAUCGAGCCCACUUUAAAUUCUUCACCACUGUCAAAUCAACAUAAUUUGAUCAAUUGCAUUUCCUGAAAUAAAUUCACUAAGCAGUUUAAAAGGUG
Folsomia candida is the source of this 1433-nucleotide messenger RNA. RefSeq names its product galactose mutarotase. The transcript is spliced from 9 exons. Lineage: Eukaryota; Metazoa; Arthropoda; Collembola; Entomobryomorpha; Isotomidae. Gene Ontology annotation, molecular function: carbohydrate binding; aldose 1-epimerase activity. The record is from RefSeq and is a predicted model, not a curated record. Gene Ontology annotation, biological process: glucose metabolic process; beta-D-galactose catabolic process via UDP-galactose, Leloir pathway. Bases 270 to 1382 code for a protein of 370 amino acids.